GCGACUAUCGGUGUCACACACGAGGAUGUUUUACUGUACUGUGUUUAAAUAGAGUAUUUCAGCUAACAUUCUGUGAAAUUAGGUACACGGAACUAUUCAUCUAUUACCCAGAGGACGAGGUCAAUUAGACAUGUCGGACUUCUCGUCGCUGGGUCUCGCGGACUGGCUGGUUAAACAGUGUAAACAGCUGGGAAUCAACAAACCCACUCCCGUCCAGGAACACUGCAUGCCUGCUAUACUAGAAGGUCGGGACUGUAUGGGCUGUGCUAAGACCGGAAGUGGGAAGACAGCAGCCUUUGUGCUUCCAGUGGUGCAGAAACUGUCCGAGGACCCGUAUGGCAUCUUCUGCUUGGUGCUCACUCCUACCAGGGAGCUCGCCUAUCAGAUUGCAGAGCAGUUUCGAGUGCUGGGGAAACCGCUGGGUCUGAAAGACUGCAUCGUCGUCGGUGGAAUGGACAUGGUGAGUCAGGCCAUGGAGCUGACCAACCAACCACAUGUGGUCGUAGCGACGCCCGGACGGCUGGCCGAUCACAUCCGCAGCUCCAGCACCUUCAGCAUGAGCAAGAUCCAGUUUCUGAUCUUGGAUGAGGCGGACCGGCUGUUGGAGCAGGGCUGUACUGACUUCACCAAAGAUUUGGAGACGAUCAUGGGGAUUUUACCGGCUAAACGGCAGACGCUGCUGUUCAGCGCCACGCUCACUGACACCCUGCACGAGCUGAAGAACAUCGCCAUGAACAAACCUUUCUUCUGGGAGAGCACGUCGGAGACAAAAACAGUGGAGGAGCUGGACCAGAGGUACAUCCUCACUCCAGAGAAGGUGAAGGACGCCUACCUGGUCCACCUGAUCCAGACGUUUACUGACGAGCAUGACGACUGGUCCAUCAUGAUCUUCACCAACACGUGCAAAAACUGCCAAAUCCUCACCAUGAUGCUGCGGGAAUUUAACUUUCCAACCAUCUGCCUGCACUCCAUGAUGAAACAGAAACAACGAUUUGCAAACCUCGCCAUGUUCAAGGCCAGCGUCUUCAAAAUCCUGAUUGCGACAGACGUGGCUUCCAGGGGUUUGGAUAUUCCAACUGUCCAGGUCGUCAUCAACCACAACACCCCCGGCCUCCCCAAGAUCUACAUCCACAGAGUCGGACGAACAGCGAGAGCAGGGAGGAAUGGAGUGUCCGUCACUCUGGUGACACAGUACGACAUCCACCUGGUCCACUCCAUCGAAGGACUGAUUAAGACGAAGCUGAAGGAAUAUCCUGUGGUGGAGAAAGAAGUCCUGAAGAUCCUCACCCAGGUCAAUGUGACCAGACGGGAGUGUGAAAUAAAACUCGAGGCAACAGAUUUUGAUGAGAAAAAGGAAAUCAACAAGAGGAAACAGCUGAUCUUGGAGGGGAAGGAUCCAGACCUGGAGGCUAAGAGGAAGGCCGAGCUGGAGAAGAUCCGGAGCCAGAAGAAAGUGUUUAAACAGAGAAUCCAUGAGAGCAUUGAGAAACAGAAACAUGGACAGCUGAAGAACAAACUGGCCCAGAGAAGACAGAAGAAAAAGGCAGCACAGAAAACAGCCUGAAAUGGGCUGUAACCCAUGUAUAUACUAAAAGUUAUAUUACUGUACAAUACCUUGUGUUUUUGUUUGUGAGCAUCUGCAAAUAAAUUAGAAUCUGAAUUUCACACCAUGAAAACUUCUCCAAUUGACAGCCUUUAUUGAUUCAGUUUAACAAGGAGCCACCAUCACGUGACGAAACGUCACGCUGAGCGCUCGAUCCCUGCAUGUUGCCAGAAUGAAGGGUUUGGAUGCAAAUGUUUAACAACCACUUUACAACUGAAUCACGUCUUCAAUGAUCACUGCAGAUGUUGCAUUUCAUUGUGGCUCAGAAGUUGGAAAGAAAACACCAAAGCAAUAAUAUUACGGCAGCAGGUUCUUAAAGCUAUAACAUGUUAGGAUUUCAGUGGAACGGGUUUAUAUGGGAAACUAAUUCAUCGCACUAAAGAGUGAUUCGCACAAUGUCAACAAAACUGAACUAUUACUAAGUCAAUUAAACAUGGAAACAUCUACUUACAACAUGAUUGUCACAUGUCUGCUGAAAUGAGAAACAGUGGAGUACAUUCUGUGUUCAGAAAGCGUCUUUCCUGGAAGAAUUUAAAAAG
This is a messenger RNA of Anarrhichthys ocellatus (wolf-eel), 2142 nucleotides long. RefSeq names its product DEAD (Asp-Glu-Ala-Asp) box polypeptide 49 (gene ddx49). NCBI's taxonomy places the organism in Eukaryota, Metazoa, Chordata, Actinopteri, Perciformes, Anarhichadidae. Bases 131 to 1564 code for a protein of 477 amino acids. The transcript has 13 exons. Gene Ontology annotation, cellular component: cytosol. The record is from RefSeq and is a predicted model, not a curated record. Gene Ontology annotation, molecular function: RNA helicase activity; nucleic acid binding; ATP binding.